Messenger RNA from Gracilinanus agilis (Agile Gracile Mouse Opossum), 2837 nucleotides. RefSeq names its product thioredoxin interacting protein (gene TXNIP). The coding region runs from base 325 to 1494 and encodes 389 amino acids. Gene Ontology annotation, cellular component: cytoplasm. The transcript is spliced from 8 exons. Gene Ontology annotation, molecular function: ubiquitin protein ligase binding. Lineage: Eukaryota; Metazoa; Chordata; Mammalia; Didelphimorphia; Didelphidae. The record is from RefSeq and is a predicted model, not a curated record. Gene Ontology annotation, biological process: protein transport.
GAUACAGACCUGUAAUUUCUUCUCCUCUGAGAUUUUGGGGAGAGUUCUCUCAAAACUCCUCUAGGGCUUUGACGAAAAGAUUUUCUUUUUCUUUCGAAGACUUGACUUUAGUGAGAAGUCUUCCAUUUCCUAACUAUUUAAAAGUUAGUCUAAAAGGCUAAUAUUUUGGAAAAGGGGCUCUUAAAUUUCUUAGACUUAAAUUAACAAGCCCACCCAGCCCAGGGAGAGCGAAAUAGUCUCGCCUUAAUAAAAAAGGUGAAAAAUCCUUCAUUGACUCUCGAGAGACUUAACUCGUUGUCUCCUUCAUUGGACUAAGCCCCAACCAUGGUGAUGUUCAAGAAAGUCAAGACUUUGGAGGUGGUCUUCAGCGACCCCGAAAAGGUCUACUGCAGUGGGGAGAAGGUGGCCGGCCGGGUGGUGGUCGAGGUGUGCGACGUGACCCGGGUCAAGGCCGUGAGAAUCCUGGCCUGCGGGGUGGCCAAGGUGCUGUGGCUGCAGGGCUCGCAGCAGUGCAAGCAGGCGAUGGAGUACCUGCGCUAUGAGGACACCCUCCUGCUGGAAGAUCAACCCGCAGCUGAUGAUGAGUCUGUGAUCAUGAGACCUGGAAACAAGUAUGAGUACAAGUUCGGCUUUGAACUUCCUCAGGGGCCUCUGGGAACCUCAUUCAAGGGAAAAUAUGGCUGUGUGGACUACUGGGUAAAGGCUUUCCUAGACCGUCCUAGCCAGCCCUCUCAAGAAACCAAGAAGUACUUUGAAGUGAUGGAUCCAGUGGAUGUCAAUACCCCUGAUUUGAUGGCACCUGUGUCUGCCAAGAAAGAGAAAAAAGUUUCUUGCCUGUUUAUUCCUGAUGGGAGGGUAUCUGUCUCUGCCCGGAUUGACCGAAAAGGAUUUUGCGAAGGUGAUGAAAUCUCCAUCAAUGCUGACUUUGAGAAUACAUGUUCCCGAAUUGUUGUGCCCAAGGCUGCUAUUGUUGCCCGACACACUUACCUUGCCAAUGGCCAGACCAAGGUGUUGACCCAAAAGCUGUCUUCUGUUCGAGGCAACCAUAUCAUUUCUGGCACCUGUGAAUCAUGGCGUGGCAAAAGUCUUCGAGUGCAGAAGAUCAAACCCUCCAUCCUUGGUUGCAACAUCCUUCGUGUUGAAUACUCUUUAUUGAUCUAUGUUAGUGUCCCUGGAUCUAAGAAAGUCAUUCUGGACCUACCCCUAGUCAUUGGCAGCAAGUCUGGACUCAGCAGUCGGACAUCUAGCAUGGCUAGCCGAACCAGCUCUGAAAUGAGUUGGGUGGAUCUAAACAUCCCUGACACCCCAGAAGCGCCUCCUUGCUACAUGGAUAUCAUUCCUGAAGAUCACAGGCUGGAGAGUCCUACCACUCCUCUCCUAGAUGAUAGCUCCCUGGACAGCCCCAUCUUUAUGUAUCCAUCGGAGUUCAAGUUUAUGCCUCCACCCACUUAUACUGAGGUGGAUCCCUGUAUUGUCAACAACAACGUGCAGUGAAUAUGCCAAAGAAGAGAAGCAGCUGUUUAUCUACCUGUUUCUUUCUGUCUCUCCUGGACUCGAUUUUUCAGAAGCAUGACAGCCUCCACCCACCAUGGGGGGAUGGGUUUACUUUAACCUCUGUCUCCCUGAUGUUGGGAGAUCAUCAGGCAGUUGUCUCCCAAGACAGCCGCCAAAGUGUGUCCAUUCUCUCAGCCAGUCUUGCUGUUGUGUCAUAGAAGGUGUUUGCUGGUUUGUGGGAGGUUUGGAUUCUGUUGUGACCCGUUAUCCUCAGAAUUCCCUGAAUUAUGAGGGGUUUUCAGUAGUUUGAAGCUGGGUUGGGAUGGCCUCUAGAUUGGUCUUCCCAGGAUAUCUCUGGGGAGGGGGGGAUUGAUUUCAGAAAAUCACAAAAAGUUGACUUCUGAGAACCUGCUUUUGCACCAUGCCAGGCAAAGGUGAUUUAAGGAGCUGGGAAACGGAAAUAAUGGCCAAAAUUCUGAUGGGAAGAGGCUUCCUGAAACUAGUGUAGCCCUUCCCAAAUACCAACUCUAUGUGUGUUUUUUAAGGUGCUCCCAGUUCUUGUAGAAACUUUCCCUAUAAGAAAGGGAAGUGAUCCACUCCACUUCUCAGAUAGCAUGUUAUCCUUGUUUCAAAGCAGAGGCAAAUAGAUACUCAUGAGGGAAGCUGGUGAAAGCUUGUGGCUAAACACUUUGUUCUUCCCCUCAUGCGGUUUUCUUAAGAGUUUGGGUUCAGUGUCAGUAGGAAGAGGAAGGCACAAAAUAUCUUCAGAACUCCCUUGGAGUUCGUUCUGAAGUAUUGUUCUUAGCACUUUUAUUCUUUUGUUUUCCAUUGGGGAUUUUUCCUCAUAGUCCCCAAGCAUUAAACUACAAGUGGCCUGCUUUGUCUCCAAGGUGGGUAGGGGAAAUUGAUGAUAUUGAUGAAAGAUUGCCAGUAGCUUCCUGAGGGCUGACAAUAAUAUUAACUGCACUAGUUAUGGGGAAGGGCCUUCCAGUCCCAGCCCAGCAAGCUGAAGGAGAAACUAGCAAACACUCCAAAGCUGGGAUCAAAUACUGCCAAGUAACCUCUUGGGAAGCAAGUCAGAAUCAGACAGGUUUCCCACCCCUGAAUACACUCCCAGUGUUAAGAGGAGUUUGAACUGCUCCUUCCUCCCCUUAGUCCCUCAGCACUUGAUGAAUCAACUUAAGCAAUGAGCACUUUUCUCUACCCUAUGUCAAAGCACUGAGCCCCACUCUUAUCUGUGAACUGUCCAACCAGAAAAUGGACUGAAAGUGGUUUGGUUUUUUAAAAUGUAUCUUUUUUGUAUGUUAAAAAUUAUAUUUUUUACUUUUUAUCAGAGAUAUUUU